AGCACAUUUAACUGUUGACUCCAAGUGGUGUCGAAUACCUAUUAGGACCAGACCUAAUACCCGACCAUGAAAACGUACACGUGGGUCGUAUUAAUUUUUGUACCAUUAAUCGCAUGUGAUAUCGAAGAGCCAGUAAAUGACCUGCAGGAGGCCAAAAUAGUGAUAGACGAUCACUAUCGUUACAUAGUAAUUGGUAGCGAUCAGGUGGCACAGACCGUGGGUCUUCUGCUAGCCAGUAGGGAUCACUCCAAACCUGUGUUGGUGAUUCAAUCGAACCAAUGUGAAAAAAUUCUAGAGCCAAGUGGUACUCUGGGUCCGCUGGAACAACAAAUAUCCGACAAAUUUGUCGAGUGCACGCAAAGACUGGGUUAUAAGUUUAUCGAUCCAGGACAUGUCGCACAACGAGUAGGUCUCAUAUCACACAACAGAACUCGUGAAAACUCAGGACAAGAAACGUUACUUGCGGUGGAGCCAAACUUGAAGCUGCUGGCGGGAGUUAAGGUUUUACGAAUACUGUACAACAAUGCUGCAGCCGCUGUCCUGGGAGUGGAAAUUGAAUUGAACAACUCAAGUGUGUACGUUUUUGUGGAGGACGAACUGAUUAUCGCAGGUCGUUGCUUGAAUGAUUACAAACAUGUGCCUCUCGCUUCGAUAAUGGUUGAAGGAUUGUUAAUGGAUGUCUUGAUGAAAACACAAUUAAAUAUGGCUUUGAGUAGCCCAGUGGUCGCACCCAUUUUGUACACUAAAGCAAGAGCGACGCUAAGUCAGAAUCCAACCAUACUACCCACUGAAUUGUUCUUGCGAAGUCCCGAAUGUGAGGAGGAUGAACGGGAGCCGGAUGCAAGUCUACGAAUAAUUAUGGGCGUUGCCAAUUUAGAGGAUCAUGUUUGGUUGGGGUUCAUACCUUCGUAUUAUACGAACGAUCCCUCUGUUGCUCCGAGUAAUGAAGAGGGUGCAAAAAUUAUAGCCUAUGUGUUGAAAAUAGCGGCAGCUGUGGCCAAUUGCGAAGCGUUCAGUCAGCUACAAUUGACACCGAUGGACCAGCGCAUCAAGGAGUGUACAAAGUUCGCCGGCACGGAUCAGUUCUGGACUUGCUACGUGAACAACAAAAUCAAUCGAUUUGACAAGAAAGUAGCAGCUAGCAGGCGAAACGUAACGGUUCUGGACGAAAAUUUCCGAGUUAGGGGUGUAAAGGCUCUUCGUUUGCUACCAUUUGGGUUAACUGUGCCAUUUUUGAAUCAGCAUCUGCAGACAUUAUUCUCGGACCCUGAGAAGCCUGACAAUGUGACAGAAAAAGUAAAACCUUCCACUAAGAAACCGAUGACCAGGAAGACUACGGGGAAGAUUGGUCCCCUGCAGCAGUUCAUAAAUGUCCUUAGGGGUAUUGACAGGGAAACUCCAAAACGAAAAAUUCUGUAAUUCUCAUUAGAUGUCAGAUGUUCAGAUCAGAUGUUAUGGAUUGCAAGACAAGGAAAAAUCAAUUUUAACUUCUAUUUUUUCCUCAAAUUAUUAUUUCAGCGUAGUU
Messenger RNA from Toxorhynchites rutilus septentrionalis, 1525 nucleotides. RefSeq lists its product as uncharacterized. The transcript is spliced from 3 exons. NCBI's taxonomy places the organism in Eukaryota, Metazoa, Arthropoda, Insecta, Diptera, Culicidae. The record is from RefSeq and is a predicted model, not a curated record. The coding region runs from base 67 to 1419 and encodes 450 amino acids.